Molecule: messenger RNA, 3903 nt
Organism: Oreochromis niloticus (Nile tilapia)
Lineage: Eukaryota; Metazoa; Chordata; Actinopteri; Cichliformes; Cichlidae
Product: TRIO and F-actin-binding protein
Exons: 19
Coding region: 1-3588 (1195 amino acids)
Biological process (GO): positive regulation of substrate adhesion-dependent cell spreading
Cellular component (GO): actin cytoskeleton
Molecular function (GO): actin filament binding
Source: RefSeq, a predicted model, not a curated record
AUGUCGCCCCCUGCUGAAGACUAUUACUGUUGCCAGUUCCAGCCCAACACCUUUGACCCCUCCCGCUGUAGCUCCUGCCUGCGGCCAGAUCACAUGCACGUCAGCAGCGCUCCUGCAGCAGAUGCUGCACAACAGGAUACUUCGGAGGGGCUGGAUGCAGAUGAUGAUGAUGACGACACACGUGCCCUGUCUGAGGUGACCACAAGUGCCAGUAGUGAUGAUGUCAGAGGCGGUUGGACCUAUGAGUGGAGUCUAGAGCACAGUCUGAGUCCUGAGUGGGAACUUAAUAUCUGUGAUACUGACAUACAAUCCAGCUCUCCAAAUCAGUUGGACUCUUCAGAGAGGGGCCGAUCCCCCAGCUUGGAGCGGCACUGUGUGGCUCAAAGAGAAAUGACACGGCUGGACUCCUCUCCCCCACAAGGCACUGAAAGCUCCUGGAUGGAUGAGAGGAGAGGGAGAAACAGGUCCCGUCAGGCGUCAGAGUCCUGGGGAGAUAGGGGACAAGAGAGUGGCUACUUCUCUCCCGACAGAAGAGGUGAUGGUGAGCAGCAGACUGAGGAGGCCAAAAAACGUCAGUUUCGUUACUACGAGAGGGGGCAUCCCCUUCCAAGCAACUAUGUUCCCGAGCCCAAGGCCUGCGUCCCUUACAGGAACGUCAACCUCGGAGUGCCCUCCCAGCGAAGAAAUCAGGAGACGUAUAUGCAGGAAACUUGGAGAAGUGAAUCCCCGCAGAGAUACACAUACCACUCAAACUUUAGACGAGGAGAUUCACAGAGAAAUUCUCCAACACGUCACAGCUCUAUGAGUCCAGAACGCUACAACCUCACCGAAUCGCCUGUGGGAGCUCGGAGAGGGAGCUCCGUCUGUAGGAGUCAGACUCGGUCUCAUACUUCAUCUCACAGCUCUCCACAGCUUCCAUCAUAUGGUCCUUCUUGCCAUACAUCAGGCUGGUCCAGUCCAUCCUGCAGGAAGGGGUCCACUGCCUCUCGCACCGCGUCUCCCUCCAGGGCCACGCCAUCUCACAGGCGUGCAGGCUCUUUGCUCUCACAGAAUGGUGAAUAUGAUGCUAAAAAGGUAUAUAGUCGAGAGUCAGGGAGUCCAUCACAAGCUUCGAACAGGCACAGUUUAGACUCUGAGAAGCUGUACAGAAAUCUCGAGUCUAUCUCCCGCCGUGGCUCGUCGGCUCUUCAGCAAAAUUCAUACGAGCUAUCCCAGCCGUCCCCACGAAUAAGAACAGCUGUCAACAGCUUGACCAACACUCGAACUCGGAACAGUCGUGACGUUUCACCAUCCAGGAACGGCUACGGCACCAGCCACUCCCCACAAAGACAACCCUGCUCCAGAGACAGCAGGCUGAGUCCACAAAACUCAUGGCAAGGGUCUGCACACUCUUUACUCAGCAUCCCAGCCUCACCUGGAUCCUCGUCAUCGAGGCGGGGCACAGGCCCUCAAGUCUUCGGUGGAUCACUGUCACAAGCUACAAUCACAGGAACAGAUGAAGCCGAUGAAGGAAAAAACAAAGUCAUAGGUGACCGAAGUAGGAGUGCCAUCAGACGAGGCAUGGACACCCUGCUGAUCUCUGAACCCAAAAAGGCUGCAGUAGAUGCUGAGGAGGUGGGGAUGACCAUAGAUGAUUACAUAGUGCUGGCUGAUAUUCCCAAGAUCCAAGUGGAGUCAGAAGAAGAGUUUCCAGGGCUGAGGCUGAGGAACCAGAGUCCCAGUCCAUGCAGGGACCAGAGACUCAGGACAUACAGGUAUCAAGAUGAAAUAGACAGAUCGAGCCAGUUCUACAGUUCAAGGCCGGAGUCAGAUGAGAGGGGGAGAGGCAGAGAGAGAGGGAGAGACAGACGGGAGAAAUGUCGAGACUCUGAGAACGGCCGAUCGUCUCGGAGACGAUCGGCAGCAUCUCUUCAUACACAGACCUCAGAUAGCCAGAGUGGAAAACACAGAUCCUCCAAGGUGAAGGAGCGUCCGGCUCCUCCUGAACGCCUGCAGACACAGGGGUGGAUGUCCAGACUGGAUGAACAUGGCAAGUGGAGGAAACACUGGUUUGUUCUCGGUGACACCUCGCUGAGAUACUACAGAGACUCAGAGGCUGAGGAGUCAGAUGACCUGGAUGGAGAGAUCGAGCUGACGUCCUGCGUGAAUGUGUCAGAUUGUGAUGUGGACAAGAACUACGGACUCCAAAUACAAACAAAAGGAGCAGUGUUCACUCUUUCUGCUGUGACAUCCAGAAUUCGGAAAAAUUGGUUGAAGUUACUGAAGCAGGCGAUCCAGAACAACACACACCAAUCAGACAUCGGCAGCGAGAAAGAGAACCCCCUCUCCCGGAGGCCGUCACCAUGCCAACCCCGUGCUCAGUUCACCUGCAAGGAUUCGGGCUAUGAACCUGCCACUUGCACCUCCACCACUACAGCUGCAAACUCCUACCAGACCGAAAUCCACCACCAAGCAGCAGACAGAGAUCUGGGUGCAGACUUAUCCCCAGCCAGUCAGAGAGAGGAAGGGGAGGGCUGGGACCGCGAGCAGGCGAAACGACUGGAGGAGAGGAACAAGUGGUUUGAGGAGGGGCACCCCGUCAAUGAGAUGGGCAGCAGAGAUCACUCACCACCUCAAGAGGUCAACCAGUCUGUCACCGGGUCACAAACCAAUACAUCAAACAUGAAGGAGGCUCCUCCAUCCAUAAAUGGCUCCCAGAUCACAAUGAAUACAGCUGAAGCACUGCAAAAAGAGGCUGUUUUUCUUCAAAAGCAGGUAGAGAGCAUUAAGAGGGAGCGUGCAGCCAUGGGUAUAGAGGUGGAGAGUCCCUGUGGCACUGGGGCACCUUGUAGGGCCAGACUGGAGGCCAUGGAAGUAGCACACAGGAAAGCACUGCAGGAACUGCAGGAGAAGCAUGCCAAGGAGAUAAAAAAGCUGGAAGAGGAAAAAGACAGGAUGCUACAGGAGGAGAGCCAAGCAGCUGCUAAAGCUAUGGAGGCACUGAGAACAGCACACAGAGAAGAGCUGGAGAGGCAAGUGGAGAAGGCCAGGAAGUCGUUUGCAGGAGCAGCACAUGUGGAUUCAUCAUGCCGAGGGCAGGCGCUCCAGGCGGACGUCUUGCACUCUGAGUUAGAUGUGCUGUCAGAACGUUACUCUCAGAAGUGCCUGGAGCUGGACCGCACUGAACAGAGCAGCAAGAGCCGAGAGACCGAGCUCGGACGCAAGGAGAAGGAGCUGGAGCAGCUCAGAAGAGAGAACCAGGAUCUCAAGGCGAAACUGGCAGAAGAGAUCAGCCGUAUGCGGUAUUUCAUCACAGGUCAGAGGUCGGAUGUGGUAUCCCUUUGCAACACUGAGCGCGCUGCAUCAGAAUUAGAGACUCUACUCAGAGCAAAAGAAAAUGAAGUUCAGUAUCUUAAAAAAGAAAUCAGUUGUCUACAAAAUGAAGUGCAAUCUCUUACAAAGGAGAAAGAAGUCGCUUAUGAGCGUUUUAAGGAGGCGUAUGUAGAGUUAAGUGACACAAGGGGGCGUGGUCAGCUGGAGAUGGGCUCACUCAAUGAACACCUCAGACUGGCCAACGCUGCCCUUCAGGAGGGAGCAAGACAGACCUGACCUACCUGACCUACGAGGACAAGCCUUAAAAAAUGUACUCUGACAAAGAAAACCAGCCAAUAUUAAAAAAAAGAAAAAGCAAUAUAUGUAAUCAUGACUUGAUAAGCCUAAGAUGAGCCAGAAUUAAAAAUGAUGGGUGUUAAGAUUAAAUAACAACAAGUGUUUUCCACAUAAGAGACUCUUUAUUUAUUGGUCACACACAAACAUGCAAACAGGAGUGAGGCCAAAACUAGCAGUUGUGGUAGCCUCACAUGAUAUGACAUUUCUGAUAAAUUCUUAAAGGCAAAACAAGUUAAAUAUUAGAGAAGAGAGAAA